AUGCCUCUCGAAAUCUUCGAAGGCGAAGUUCCUCCUUCCCCCCCUGGGGCUCCCUUUCACAACUUCACAACCCCGUCUGAGCACCGCACCCGUCUAAUCCGGCAAUUCCUCCAGCUGGGAAUUCAAGGUCGAGGAACUGUUUACAGCCCUACAACGCCCAAUUCGGAUCCGAACAAGGAGAAAGCCGCCCGACUCCCACCCAAAUCGACACAAUCCUCCUCCCACUCCGCCCCGAGCAUCCCCGGCCCCAUGCAUACUACACAUGCUCACUAG
Aspergillus nidulans FGSC A4 is the source of this 273-nucleotide messenger RNA. RefSeq lists its product as uncharacterized. The coding region runs from base 1 to 273 and encodes 90 amino acids. The record is from RefSeq and is a predicted model, not a curated record. The transcript is spliced from 3 exons. NCBI's taxonomy places the organism in Eukaryota, Fungi, Ascomycota, Eurotiomycetes, Eurotiales, Aspergillaceae.